CUUUCCCCUCCGUAUCUCGGCGCAGAGGUAACAAGGAGGAACGGUGCAAGUGACGGGGCUGGAGUGGGCAGAGGCGCUCGUCCCCCUCCCCCCCGCGCGCACAGACACACACAUUGGGCCGUCCCCUUAUUGCCCUCCCGCGCGCCCUAGGGAUACUCCUUUCCAUUCUCUCACACACGUGCGCGCGCACCAAACACACGUUAAGCGAUGCCCUCGGCCACCAGCAGCGCGAUGGCGAGCAGCGGCAGCAACAGCAGCGGCGGCAAAACGGGAAACGAGGCGGCGGCGCCUCCGGCAACGGCAGCCGCGGCAACUGUAACUGCUGGGGCGGCUCCAUCCCAAGCGGCGUCGGCUCCGGGCGGCAGCACGAGUUCAGUGCAGACCGAGGCCAUGAAGCAGAUUCUGGGCGUCAUUGACAAGAAGUUGCGCAACCUGGAGAAGAAAAAGGGCAAACUUGAUGAUUAUCAGGAUCGAAUGAACAAAGGAGAACGCCUUAACCAAGACCAGUUGGAUGCUGUGUCCAAGCACCAAGAAGUCAGUAAUAACCUGGAAUUUGCUAAGGAACUGCAGAGGAGUUUCAUGGCCCUGAGCCAGGAUAUUCAAAAAACAAUAAAGAAGACAGCUCGACGGGAACAACUAAUGAGAGAAGAAGCUGAGCAAAAACGUUUAAAAACAGUACUUGAAUUGCAGUUUAUUUUGGACAAAUUGGGCGAUGAUGAAGUGCGAAAUGACCUAAAGCAAGGAACAAAUGGAGUGCCGGUAUUAACAGAGACGGAACUGUCAACACUAGAUGAAUUUUACAAGCUAGUUGAACCUGAACGGGACAUGAAUGUGAGGUUGUGUGAACAGUAUGAACAGGCAUCGAUUCAUCUGUGGGACUUACUGGAAGGGAAGGAAAAGCCUGUAUGUGGAACAACCUAUAAAGCCCUAAGAGAAAUUGUUGAACGCAUUCUUCAAACAAGUUACUUUGACAGUACUCACAACCAUCAGAACGGAAUAUGUGAAGAAGAGGAGACAGCGCCUGCACCUACAGUAGAAGAUGCUGUUGUAGAAACUGAGCCAGAACCAACGGAAGAAUACACUGAACCCAGUGAAGUUGAAUCAACAGAGUAUGUAAACAGACAGUUCAUGGCAGAGACUCAGUUCAGCAGUAGUGAGAAGGAACAGGUAGAUGAGUGGACAGUUGAAACUGUUGAGGUGGUAAAUUCGCUCCAGCAACAGCCACAGGCUACAUCUCCUCCAGUUCCAGAUGCCCAUACGCUUACUGCUGUGUCUCAAGCAGAUCCUCUUGUUAGGAGACAACGAGUACAGGACCUUAUGGCACAAAUGCAAGGCCCCUACAACUUCAUGCAGGACUCCAUGUUGGAAUUUGAGAAUCAGGCACUCGACCCUGCUAUUGUUUCAGCUCAGCCUAUGAAUCCAGCACAAAACUUGGAUAUGCCCCAGAUGGUUUGCCCUCCAGUUCAUACUGAAUCGAGGCUUGCGCAGUCCACCCAGGUUCCUGUGCAACCUGAAGCCACACAGGUCCCCUUGGUUUCUUCCACAAGUGAGGGAUAUACAGCACCCCAGCCCAUGUAUCAGCCUUCUCAUUCAACAGAACAACGGCCUCAGAAAGAAUCAAUUGACCAGAUUCAGGCUUCAAUAACCUUAAGCGCAGAUCAGACACCAACAUCAUCGCCUCUUCCAGCUGCAUCCCAGCCUCAGGUAUUUCAGGCUGCCUCUAGCAAACCUUUGCAUAGCAGCGGAAUCAAUGUUAAUGCAGCUCCAUUCCAGUCCAUGCAGACAGUAUUUAACAUGAAUGCACCUGUUCCUCCUGUCAAUGAGCCAGAAACUUUAAAGCAACAAAAUCAGUACCAGACCAGUUACAGCCAGCCUUUCUCCAAUCAGCCUCACCAAGUAGAGCAAUCAGAACUUCAGCAAGAACAGCAGCUUCAGACAGUGGUUGGCACCUACCAUGGUUCCCCGGACCAGUCCCAUCAAGUGGCAGGUAACCACCAGCAGCCUCCACAACAGAAUACUGGGUUCCCACGUAACAGUCAGCCUUAUUAUAACAGCCGAGGAGUGUCUCGUGGUGGAUCACGCGGCACUCGAGGCUUAAUGAAUGGAUACAGGGGACCAGCCAAUGGGUUUAGAGGAGGUUAUGAUGGCUACCGCCCUUCAUUUUCCAACACUCCAAAUAGUGGUUACACACAGGCACAAUUCAGUGCUCGCGACUAUUCCACCUACCAGCGGGAUGGAUAUCAACAGAAUUUCAAGCGUGGCUCUGGACAAAGUGGUCCUCGGGGAGCCCCUCGAGGUCGUGGAGGGCCCCCAAGACCCAACAGAGGGAUGCCUCAAAUGAAUGCUCAGCAAGUGAAUUAAACUAAUUCACAGGAUUACAUUUAAACGCCAAAAACACACUGGCCAGUGUACCAUACAUGUUCCGGAAGAGUUAUCUCUUGGUUCUCCUUUAUAGGAAGUUCAUAGUAAAGGGAUUAUUUUCAUUGCCCAUAAAGACAAGACUACAGUUGUCAGCUUUAUACCUGGAUAUGGAAAGAAACGACGUUUACUCUGCAUGUUCUAUCCUAAGCAUCAUCUUGAGCCUUGCACAUGAGAUCCAGAAUUUUUACCCUUGCUCUGAUUAAAAGCAAAAAUUGCAGUUUUAGGGUUAUGAAAAUCUCCAUAGUUAGCUGAACAGGCAGAAAUAACCCCACUGACUCCAUUGACAUUAUAUAGUGCUGCAGCAAAUUUGGAUAAAAAUAUCUAAAACCCUAAAUGUUUUACUCAGAAAAUUGGUGUAUUUAAACUUUUACAUGAAAGGAAGAUGGAAGAAGCGAAUUGUGGUUUGACAGAGCAACUGCAUUUCAGCUUUUUCUGUUUGACUGAAGCACUGAACAUCUGUGAUGCAUAAUAAAUGAUGCCUAUAUCCCAGCUAAUAAGCUGAUGGACAGCUUAGGGCACACCCUUAGUUACAGCAUUUUUUUUUAUUAGGCCUGACUUGCUGUGGCAAAGGGAUGCAUUAAUUGUUUUGUGUAGCUGUUGAUAUGAUUGUGUAAACCCAGAAUUAGGCUUUGAUUGGCACUUUAAAUUUUUCUGUAAGAAAUAGAAGAUGUAAUCUGAAUGGCCACAUUUGUUUGCAAUGUGAAGUGUUAAAGAGUUCUCUCCUGAACACAUUUCUGGGAUAGCAAUGACAUUUGUAAGGAUUGGUAUUCUUAUCUUUCCUUAUUUCCCCCCUUUGUCUGCCACUGAUACUUGAUCUUGCUGUAUUAUUGCCCAAAUAACUGAUGCUGGUACUGAUGGGAAUUAAUGGAUAUUCAUAAUACUUUUGGUUACAUUAUUUCUAUUUUGCAGCCUGAAGGUUUUAAGAAAUCUCAAAUCCCUGCUGCUGCCCUUUUAAAUUGCUCUCUUUUGAAAAGCACCAGUAUGUGUUUGGAUCGGUUUCCCCUUUAAGGGAAAUUACAGCCAGCAGUUACACAUUUAAGCAAGAUAAAUAAAACAUGUUUAUAAAAAAUGUAUUCUUUAACGUAUCUUAAGUGACUACUGCAAAUGUAAUAGGGAAACAGAAACUUCAGAAGCACAUUCCCAGAACUUUAAAUGUUAACAUUCAAAGAUAUUCAAAAAGUUAGUAGGUGUAUUAUCUUCUGUGGAGUCUUGAAACUUAUCUUCUGAGGAGAUGCAGUGUCAUCUCUCUCUCUCCCUCUCUCCACCCCCCCCCCAUAUUGAAGACUGUUGAAGCUGAUCAUAAAAGCCAUCUCAUGAGCUGUACAUAAAAGUUUGAGCAGGUAGUGAGAAUUGUAUUCAUGGCACCUGUUGAAUGUAGCAGUCCAGCCCAUGGAACCCACUGAACAAGAGUUUCUGAAUUAUUUGGGAAUAUAUUUACAGAAGGCUGAUUCUGUGUGCACAGUGCCCUUUUUGUAUUGGUGCUGAUCCCCUUUUAAGAUGGUUUUCGUUUCAUGGAUAUAGUUAAUUGAACUGAAAAAAAGAAUAGAUUUUUAAAAUCUGAUUGGCAAGUAGUGGUUUCUUCUUAAAUUACUUGGCAUCUGUGCCCAGUUCCAUUUAUCUAGAAAGGAGAAAGACUUCAGCUAUCACCAUGGGAAUUACCUACUUUCUUCUUUGAGGUUGCCCUAGGUUGUAAUUACUAAGUACUUACAAAUAGCAUUUUUGCAUUUCUAAAAAGUGACCCCCAUCCAUAUUUUAUACAGCUAAGCAAGUCUACUAACAGGUUGGUACAGUAUCUGAAGCCAAAGGUUGAUUUAGGAACUAAAUAGGCAGAAAUUUGUGGUGUGAUUAUACACACAACCACACACCCAAUUUUUGUCUAGAAAAGCUGUGCAAGUAUGAAUUAUGCAAAUAGCAUGGUUUGUGGUUAUUUUACACAAUUUUUUUGCAAGCUUUGGCUGUAAGGAGCCAUGCAGCACAAUCAAGCCAUAUAUUCUGAAUACUUUGGAAAUACUGCUAACCUCCCUCUUUGGCUUCUGAGAUUUUACCCAACUAUUUUUGAACUUUCAGGGCCAAUAUUGUAGCUAUAAAGGCCAGAAUCCCUUGUUGUAUUUAAAAACAAAACACA
Molecule: messenger RNA, 4546 nt
Organism: Zootoca vivipara (common lizard)
Lineage: Eukaryota; Metazoa; Chordata; Lepidosauria; Squamata; Lacertidae
Gene: CAPRIN1
Product: cell cycle associated protein 1
Cellular component (GO): cytoplasm
Molecular function (GO): RNA binding
Source: RefSeq, a predicted model, not a curated record